Molecule: messenger RNA, 783 nt
Organism: Lathyrus sativus (Indian pea)
Lineage: Eukaryota; Viridiplantae; Streptophyta; Magnoliopsida; Fabales; Fabaceae
Source: the annotation of a GenBank genome assembly
AUGUCUUGGCUUGCAUUUGCAGCACAGAAAAUAGUUGAAGUAAAUGCCUUGGCCAAGGCAUUGUCUGGACAAAAGGAUGAGACUUACGUUUAUUCCAAUGCUUCCGCUUUGGCUUCAAGGAAGUCCUCCCCAAGGGUGACAAAUGAGGCUGUCCAAAAGGCUGCUGCUGCUCUUAAGGGCUCUGAUCACCGUAGGGCCAUUAAUGUUAGUUCCAGAUUAAGUGCACAACAGAAGAAAUUGAAUCUUCCUAUUCUUCCAACCACUACAAUUGGAUCUUUCCCUCAGACUGCAGAUCUUAGAAGGGUUCGCCGUGAGUUCAAGGAUAAAAAGAUCUCCGAUGAGGAUUAUAUCAAUUUCAUUAAAAAGGAAAUUAUUAAUGUUGUUAAGAUCCAGGAAGAGCUCGAAAUUUAUGUCUUGGUGCAUGGAGAGCCCGAGAAUGACAUGGUUGAGUACUUUGGAGAACAAUUAUCUGGCUUUGCUUUCACUGCCAACGGGUGGGUGCAAUCCUAUGGAUCCCGCUGUGUCAAGCCACUGAUUAUCUAUGGUGAUGUGAGCCGUCCCAAGCCAAUGACUGUUUUCUGGUCUUCGACAGCUCAAAGUUUGACAAAACGACUUAUGAAGGGAAUGCUUACUGGCCCUGUUACUAUUCUGAACUGGCCCUUUGUUAGAGAUGACCAACCUAGGUUUGAGACUUGCUACCAGAUUGCUUUGGCUAUAAGGAUGAGGUUGAGGAUCUUGAGAAAGCUGGCAUUACCGUCAUCCAAAUCGAUGAGGCUGCUUUAA